Molecule: messenger RNA, 585 nt
Organism: Exophiala oligosperma
Lineage: Eukaryota; Fungi; Ascomycota; Eurotiomycetes; Chaetothyriales; Herpotrichiellaceae
Exons: 1
Coding region: 1-585 (194 amino acids)
Source: RefSeq, a predicted model, not a curated record
AUGAUCCAGACAUUGCAGCGUCCAGAGACAAACAUCGUGACCGCCUUGGAUCAGUAUGGCCAUAAGACGGCAUCUGUAUUGAGAAGUCAACAUGUGGGUAAGCCUCGAAAAUUGACAGAUCAGUAUGCAAUGAGCAAGACGGCGGUCAAGAAUCGUGAACAAUGGUAUAAUCUUGGUGACUUGGAGAGAUGGUUCCGUCGUCGCGAGUUGGCCGACAACAGUGCCAUCCAUGCCGCCAUGGAGAAGAUCAAGUAUCAGCCUGUAUGGGAUAGGUUGACAGAAGUCGAAAAGGAGAGGAUUCGACAUGACGAGAGACAGACGGUUCUGCAACAACGCUUCGACCAAGGAAAGUCACAAUCGUAUUUCGUGGCCCAAUUGAUCGAUGUCGGCAAGCAGUGCGGUGUCAGUGACGGUGAUAUGUUGAGCUUGGUGCUGUCGAAACAGUCCAAAGCUCGAGAGGCAAUCAUAGAACUGUUCAAUGGCAUGGUAGAGGUGGACGAGUCUGGCAAACUUGCACUGGUCAACACGCCAACGACGAAAACUGGUAGAAUGGGGAAAGGGAUUGAAUAUGACUCCAAAGCUUGA